Ruditapes philippinarum (Manila clam) is the source of this 3875-nucleotide messenger RNA. RefSeq names its product nose resistant to fluoxetine protein 6-like. The coding region runs from base 158 to 2473 and encodes 771 amino acids. The transcript has a single exon. NCBI's taxonomy places the organism in Eukaryota, Metazoa, Mollusca, Bivalvia, Venerida, Veneridae. Gene Ontology annotation, molecular function: acyltransferase activity, transferring groups other than amino-acyl groups. The record is from RefSeq and is a predicted model, not a curated record.
GUCAUAUGACAGUAACGUUAUCAGAGAAAGUAUUCAUAUCGUGUAAUUGUUUAUCAUAAGGAUCAGAAUGAGUUAAUUGCUGUUAAAUUACAAACACAAUCUUAAUAAAGUUUAUAUCGGAUUUACUAGAUCUACAUGUCAAAAUAGAUACGUUAAAAUGGAUUUAUAUUUAAACAAGGCCAGUGGUUCAUUAUUUAGGACACUGCUAUUUACAUUUACAAUAUGUAGCUCGACAGCACAGUUUGAAAUGGGUAUGCACGAUGUUAAUCUGAAGGAAAUAGCAGCGCCAUUACUCUCAGAUGUCAGAGUCACAAACGAGACUUUCACGUUUGAGAAGAUAAUGAAAAGUCAUUUUGGCAGUGCGCUUAAAGGUCAGACUUUCUUGGACGUUUUAAAACUUGUGAAAAGUAAGUUUAAAGUGUCUGCUAACUGUAGAUCCGACACAGAUUUAAUGAAAAAUGACACAGAUUUAUUUAUAAAGUACGCAGACUCGGCUUCUAAGAUUCCCUUUGGAAUUCUUCAAGGAAAAUUCAGCUGGGUUGGUGACUAUCAGGAAUGUCAUGCGAUCGAUUCGGUGUCAAACCCUUCGACUGGUAAAUCUUUCAAAGGGAAAUAUUUUUCAGCUGUUUUAUUGUUAAAUGGUAAGCCAAUAUUUGGUGCAAGCACAGUUGUGCUUGGUGUGUGUAUGCCGGACUCUUGCGGUGGCGAUGAGGUUAAAUCAAUUCUGAAUGAAGUUCUUUACCUGAUAAAAAUCGAAGCAAUGACAUUUUUCCCUGACCUUGCAAAAGAGAAUCUAUUCGUUUAUGAAGUGUUCCCUGAAAUUAGUAAACCGCUUGACAAAGGUGCUAUAGCCGUGAUAGUUAUUUUCAGUAUAUUGUGCGCAAUAGUGUUGAUUUCGACCGUUGUCGACUAUGGAUACUCAUUCACAGUGAACAAGGAGGUCACAAUCAUACACCCAAGAUAUGAUGUCGCUUUUGAAGAUUCAACGGACCGAACAGAGCUGCUUUCAAAUGUUCAAAUUCAAGAAAACCAGUGCAGUGGAUUUAAACACAAAUUUUUAAAUAUCUGCCGUGUUUUUUCAUUUGUUACAAAUGGGAAGAAAUUAUUAGGGACAGAAACAGCGGUGGGUCCCCUUGCUUCUCUGAAUGGUAUCCGGGUUCUCAGUAUGUGGUGGGUUAUUCUGGGUCAUACUUAUUUCUUUGCCGUUUUUAACAUUGACAACGUUUUGGAGGCAUCGAAACUAACGCAAAGGUUUAGUUUCCAGCCAAUCGUGAACGGGACAUUUUCUGUUGAUAGCUUCUUUUUUCUCAGCGGCUUACUGGUAGCAUAUUUAAGUUUUAAACAGAUUAAGGAGAAGGGAACAUUAAAUUGGCCUUACUACUUUUUGCAUCGUUAUUGGCGACUUACACCACUUUACCUCUCAAUUAUUCUUUAUUACGCGUUUAUAUCACCGUAUACAAUAACUGGUCCAAACAGUUAUACCGUGUAUCAACAGGCGUCGCAGAAUAGCUAUGAGGUAUGCAAGAAGUACUGGUGGACAAAUCUUUUAUACAUAAAUAAUUUUUAUCCGAAUUAUGGGAAUAUACAAACAACGUGCAUAGGCUGGAGUUGGUAUCUUGCUAAUGAUAUGCAGUUUUAUUUGUUUCUUGGCCCAAUCUUCAUUAUUUCAUUUGGAUUGCGUGGGAAACUAAAAUAUAUUGGUUUUGCAUUCAUUGCAGCUAUCUUCUUAGCCGGCGUUGUUGUUAGGGGAAUUCUUGUUUGGUAUUUUGGAAUAUAUUCUUUGGCCGGACAGGCUACCAAACACAUUGACAAUCCCUGGAGUCAAAAUAAUCCAAUCUAUGAUAAACCUUAUGCCCGAUGGUCAGUAUAUCUGAUAGGUAUGGUAACAGGUUACGUCCUCGCAUCCACCAAUAAUAAGAUAAGAUUGAAAAAGGGUGUAGUAGCUAUUGGCUGGUGUGUUGCUAUAGCAACAGGUACUGCUGUAGUUUACGGUAUGUACCACUAUAACCACACAGCUGGUACCCACAUGACACUUCUCCAGAGUGUAUGUUACAUUGCUUUGAGCAGACCUGCAUGGGGCUUGUGCCUUUGCUGGGUUGUUUUAGCGUGUGUGUCCGGUAAUGGUGGUCCUGUAAGUGACAUUUUGUCAUGGAAAAUAUGGGCUCCACUCGGGCGCCUGACAUACGCGGCAUACCUUGUACAUCCGCUUAUCAUGAUGACUUACAAUUUUAGUGCCCUUCAACCUUUACACUUUUCAGAUCUGUUCAUGAUUUAUCUAUUUAUUGCGAAUCUCGUCGUGUCUUAUAUUGUUGCAUUUAUUGUAUCAAUGCUUAUCGAAGCGCCGAUGAUCCAAUUAGAAAAGCUGUUACUUGCUCCUUUGAGUACAUUUGGUAGGAGGUUUGUUAUUGGCCCAUUGUGUCGUCUUGGCUCGAGAUUGAAAGCCAUGGUACCAGUUAGGACCAGAAACAUGUAGUAGAUAAACGACUGUUGUAUUAAAAAAACUAUGUUCAUAAACAAUAAGCAUAGUCAUACCAUCGGAUUCUAUCGUCUGGUUGUCGAAAUCCGCCAUCUUUUUAAUGGCGGAAGGGGAAGUGGGGGAAGGCGGGGUUAUUCCUGGGGUGAGGAUCUUUGUUAGAAUAGAAUGUUGCAUAACAUUUGUAAAAACACCUUUAUUUCACAGAUUUUCGUUGAUGACAUUUGUAUUAUUUCUUCCGGUGAUAAGAUACAUUAUAUAUUAUGAGAUAUGUUAUAUUAGAGCCGUGUCAUGACAAAACCAACAUAAUGGGUUUGCGACCAGCAUGGAUCCAGACCAGCCUGCGCAUUCGCGCAGUCUGAUCAGGAUCCAUGCUGUUCGCUAUCAGUUUCACUACUUGUUAUAGGGUUUGUAAGCGAACAGCAUGGAUCCUGAUCAGACUGCGCGGAUGCGCAGGCUGGUCUGGAUCAAUGCUGGUCGCAAACCCAUUAUGUUGGUUUUGUCAUGACACGACUCAUUUAAUUUCUAUACAUAAGUCUUGUAUACAUGUAAUAACUUCAUUUUUGUAAAAAAAAAUGCUUCUUUUUAAAGUGAAAAUAAUGUUUAAAAAAAUAAGUGACUUUUGUGUCCAUUUUGUGACUAAAAUGACAAUAUUUCCGAACGAUGCUUAUAUUGAAUGAUCUGAUAGUUUCCCUUUGUUUUGUAGAUGUGACGUUUUUCUUCAUUGUUUGCUGAUCAUACCAUACUGUAUAGAAUUUGUUUGUUUUUGUGUUAUGUUUUUUUGUUGUUUUUUGUUUUUGUUUUUUGUUUUUGUAAAAAAAUACAGUUUCUUUUCUUUCUUAUACCUACAUCUAACAAACGUGCUAGCUAAGUAAUUAAAUGUUAAAUUAUAAAAAUAUAUAUCUGAACUGGAAAAAAAUCUAAGAAAAAAUAUUUAUAAUAUUUAUUUUUUUAAGAAUUCAUGCAGCUUUGAGAUAAAUUAAGAUAUACAUUUGUAAAACACUUUUAUGUCAAUUUAAAAUGAAUUUUGAGAGCAUAUUGUUCCUUGAUAAAGGAUCAAGGGGUAACGUUUUUAUAGGUUCUCUGUAAAUGGUUACCCCCUGUAGAAUAUUUUGUCUCUUUUAUCAUUAUAAAAGAAAAAUUGCACCGAAGACAACGGUAAUUUCAGUAAAUAUAACUUUUAGUAAACUUAAAGAUAUUUGUAAAUUUUAUAUCAUUGGAAAACUCAUUUAAAUGUACAAGAAAAGCAUUUGGUAUAAGAAAAUUACGGUUAUUAAGUGACAUUAUGUUCAUUUAUUCGUUGUCAAGUUCAGAUUUAUUGGUUACAUAUUUCUAAAGAUUGAUUGUUUAUGUGGUGAUUGAUUUGAAAAUGUUUUGUAUAAAGUAAAAAUGUGAUUUAAAA